Molecule: messenger RNA, 393 nt
Organism: Miscanthus lutarioriparius
Lineage: Eukaryota; Viridiplantae; Streptophyta; Magnoliopsida; Poales; Poaceae
Source: the annotation of a GenBank genome assembly
AUGAGCAGCGACCAGAAGAGCGACGUUCCUGGAGGCUACUUCGUAGGCCAUCCAACCAACCACGCCGCCGAGAAGACGGAAGAACCGCCACACGCCGCCGGCGAGCAGAACCCGGCGACCGCCCAAACUCCUGGCGGUAGGUUCAUGCUUUGCCGUUUCAACUCAUUCAUUCGUAUAAUGGAUCCAGACAUGCACACAUCGUUGCUCAGUUUGCUGGACUGCUGUUUCAUUGACAAAUUAAACUGGACCCAUUUAUGUUAUUUGUCCGAAUGUAAGAUUACUUCGUUGGGCGUCCGGGGAGCCAUCACAAGCAGCAACAGGAAGCAGUGCCGCAGCAAACCACUAAGCAGAGCACUCCAAGCUUCUUGGCCAAAUGGUAAUCCUAAUCUCUGA